Molecule: messenger RNA, 1830 nt
Organism: Oncorhynchus gorbuscha (pink salmon)
Lineage: Eukaryota; Metazoa; Chordata; Actinopteri; Salmoniformes; Salmonidae
Product: leukocyte elastase inhibitor-like
Exons: 8
Coding region: 191-1426 (411 amino acids)
Biological process (GO): negative regulation of endopeptidase activity
Molecular function (GO): serine-type endopeptidase inhibitor activity
Source: RefSeq, a predicted model, not a curated record
ACACACACACACACACACACACACACAGGGCGUGUCUGUCUUGUAUAUUACAUAUUUCAGAUGGUUAGCUGAAACUUGUCUGUAGCAAAUCACCCACUGAAGUCACCUGGCUGUAGAGAGAAAGAGAACUACCUGACAUUGACAAAUAAACAUUCAUUGCUCUGCCAGCCUGCCUUUCCCACCUGUUACAAUGGCAUCAGUGUCUGUGGCCAACACCAAUUUCUCUCUGGAGCUAUUCAAGAAGAUCACAGAGGUCAACAAAACAGGCAAUGUCUUCUACUCCCCUCUAAGCAUCUCCUCUGCCCUGGCCAUGGUGUCCCUGGGAGCCAGAGGGAACACUGCUACCCAGAUGUCAGAGGUCCUCUGCUUUGUCAAAGCGGACAACUCUAAAAAGGCUGACCCAGGACUACUCCAGCAAGUACAAAAGCCCCAGCUUCCGCUGGCUCUGAAGUGUCUGCACCUCCACAAAGCUACAGAUAGCGUCCAUGUCGGCUUCAACAAACUCAUGAGUGAACUGAACAAGAAGGGAGCCCCGUACGCACUGAGCCUGGCCAAUCGCCUGUACGGCGAGCAGUCUUACCAGUUUGUUGAGACGUUCCUCGGCGACACCAAGAAGCACUACAAUGCCGAACUGGAGGCUGUGGACUUCAAGUCCAAUGCGGAGGCUGCCCGGCAGAACAUUAACGCCUGGGUGGAGAAGCAGACCGCAGAGAAAAUCAAGAACCUAUUGGCGGAGGGGGUUGUCGACCAACUGACCAGACUAGUGUUGGUGAAUGCCAUCUACUUCAAGGGCAACUGGGAGAAGAAGUUCAAAGAGAGCAGCACCAGCGAUGCCCUGUUCAAAUUAAACAAGAAGGAGAGUAAGCCAGUGAAAAUGAUGCAUCAGAAGGCCAAGUUCCCCCUGACCUUCAUCCCAGAGGCCAACUGCCAGAUUCUGGAGCUGCCCUACGUAGGGAACGAACUGAGCAUGCUCAUCAUGCUACCUAAUGAGAUGGAGGAUGACACCACUGGCCUGAAGAAGCUGGAGAAGGAGCUGACUUACAAGAACCUUGUGGAGUGGACCAGGCCUGACAUGAUGGACACUGUGGAGGUUCAGGUGGGUCUGCCUAAGUUCAAGCUGGAGGAGAGCCUGGACCUGAAGGACUUGCUGGCCAGCAUGGGCAUGACGGACGCCUUCGACCACUGCAAAAGCGACUUCUCGGGCAUGUCGCCCGACAACGACCUGGUGCUGUCCAAGGUGAUUCACAAGGCCUUCGUGGAGGUCAACGAGGAGGGAACAGAGGCAGCGGGCGCCACGGCCGCCAUCAUGAUGAUGCGCUGUGCCAUGAGGACGCCCACAUUUGUCGCCGACCACCCCUUCCUCUUCUUCAUCCGCCACAACCCCACCCAGAGCAUUCUGUUCUACGGUCGCUACUGCUCCCCUUAGGGGCUAUGUAGGAAAAGGAACAUUCCAAGUGGAGGGAGGAAGGGCUUUUAAUAGUAUAUACUGCAGCAGCUACAUCAAUACCCCAUCUGUGUGCUUGAGUAUAUGCUUUGAGGUCAAUGCCUUACCAAAGAAUUGAAGAGUCAAGUGUAUUUGUGAUGAAAUUAGGUUUAAUACAUUUCUUCCUGGCCUGAUGUUACGAACAACACAUUGUGCCUUAUCAUGAUCAAUGUUUCUCUACUUUCCACCUACUUCAACACACUGAAGUGCAAUUAUCCUCAAACAUAUUUUUAUUUUGUGUUCUGAUAAUGAACUCUCCUAGUCUUCUGAUACUAUACUGGUGUUUUUUUUCUUCAAAUUAAGCAACUAUAUGAAAGUUUACAGGAAAUAAAGAUAUCAUAAGUGUG